Messenger RNA from Strongyloides ratti, 459 nucleotides. RefSeq names its product RNA-directed RNA polymerase, luteovirus family-containing protein. The record is from RefSeq and is a predicted model, not a curated record. NCBI's taxonomy places the organism in Eukaryota, Metazoa, Nematoda, Chromadorea, Rhabditida, Strongyloididae. Gene Ontology annotation, molecular function: RNA-directed RNA polymerase activity; RNA binding. The transcript is spliced from 2 exons. Gene Ontology annotation, biological process: DNA-templated transcription. The coding region runs from base 1 to 459 and encodes 152 amino acids.
AUGGAUGAUUACUUAUGUAACGAUGUUUACAUCACAACUAGUAGUAAGCUUGAAACAGGAAAAACUAGACUUUUGUUAGCAAGUGACACAAGAAUACUGCUAGAUCCUGGAAAAAGUGUAUCUUGUUACGUUGUUGAUAGAGUAAAACAGUUAAGUGGUCGUGUUAAUAUUAUGUUGGAUUAUGAUGAUUUCAAUUCACAACAUUCAUUGUUCGCUCAACAUGUUGUUAUUGACGAAGUUUGUAAGUACGUCAGAUAUAAUGAACAUAACGGGAAAAGAUUAGUUGAUUCGUUCAACCAUAUAUAUGUAUAUUGUAAAGAAAAAUGUUUAGGAAAAGCAAGGUACGGCUUGAUGAGCGGUCACAGAGGUAUAACAUUCUUAAAUAGUAUCUUAAAUGUAGCAUACAUCAGGUUAACAAGUGAUGAUUUUUACAAGGAUUUGGACAUCGAAUUUGAUUAA